Molecule: messenger RNA, 489 nt
Organism: Rhododendron vialii
Lineage: Eukaryota; Viridiplantae; Streptophyta; Magnoliopsida; Ericales; Ericaceae
Product: cysteine-rich receptor-like protein kinase 37
Biological process (GO): protein phosphorylation
Molecular function (GO): ATP binding; protein kinase activity
Source: RefSeq, a predicted model, not a curated record
AUGGUCAACCUUGUAUGGGCAACUAACAACUUUUCUGUUAUAAAUAAAGUUGGACAAGGGGGUUUCGGCUCUGUUUACAAUGGGCAUUUACCAACCGGAAAAGACAUAAUUGUCAAGUGACUUUCGAGGAACUCCAAACAAGGUCUUAAGGAAUUCAAAAACGAUGUUAUUUUGAUCGCUAAACUUCAACACCAUAACCUAGUUAGGCUUUUGGGAUGUUGCAUUCUCGAUGAAGAACAAAUGCUAGUUUACGAGUACAUGCCGAUUAGAAGCUUGGAUUCCUUCAUUUUUGAUAUCAUUAGUGGAAUUACUAUGGGGAUUCUUUAUCUUCAUCAAGAUUCGAGAUUGAGAGUCAUUCAUAGAGAUCUUAAAGCUAGCAAUGUGCUACUUGAUAGUGAGAUGAAUCCCAAAAUUUCAAAUUUUGGCUUGGUUAGGGCUUUUGAGGUGAUCAAGUCAUUCGUAAAAACAAAAAGGAUGGUCGGAACUUAG